This is a messenger RNA of Ciona intestinalis (vase tunicate), 1573 nucleotides long. NCBI's taxonomy places the organism in Eukaryota, Metazoa, Chordata, Ascidiacea, Phlebobranchia, Cionidae. The record is from RefSeq and is a predicted model, not a curated record.
UCUAUUUUUUAAACGUUUAAAUUUGUUUUCAGAUAUAACCUAGGAUUUUGGAAAAUAGUGUUAAUUUGCCAGGUUUAAAACAUGGGAAGACUUAUUCAUAUAAAGAAUGAAGCGGUGUUCAGUACUCGACUUGAAGAGGCAAAAAAGUCGCUCGUUGUUGUUCAUUUCUGGGCCCCAUGGGCUGAGCAAUGUAAACAAAUGAACGAUGUAAUGGAAGAACUUGCAAAGAAAAACACAAAUGUUGUUUUCUUAACAAUAGAAGCUGAAGAACUGCCUGAAGUUUCAGUCAAAUAUGAGAUUGAAGCUGUGCCGACGUUUAUUUUUAUUAAAAACAAACAAAAAAUUGGAAAAUUGAAUGGAGCUCAUGCCCCGGAACUCACUAAAUUGGUUGCACAACACAUCGAUACGAUUGCCCCUCCUACUCCAACCACAACUGACCCCAAAACUGCCCUUAAUAAUAAACUGAAGUCACUCAUCAAUUCAGCUCCUUGUAUAAUGUUUAUGAAGGGAAACCCAAAGGAACCAAAGUGUGGAUUUAGCAGAACUAUGGUUUCGAUACUUAAUGAACAUAAAUGCAAAUAUUCCACUUUUGAUAUCCUACAAGACCAAGAGGUCCGACAAGGACUGAAGGAGUUUUCAAACUGGCCAACUUAUCCUCAGUUAUAUGUAAACGGCGAACUAAUUGGUGGAUUGGAUAUUGUGAAAGAAAUGGUGCAGGAAGGGGAACUAACAAGUGCGUUGCCAACUCAGGACGAAACACAAACUUUAGAACAACAAAUAAAGAAAAUUAUCACUCAAAGCCAUGUAGUCCUGUUCAUGAAGGGUGAACCAGGCGCUCCAAAAUGUGGAUUCAGUCGUCAAAUUGUUCAGAUCCUUAGUGAGGCCGGAGUCACUUACACACAUUUUGAUAUUUUAACCAAUGAAGAUAUAAGGCAGGGAUUGAAGAAAUAUUCGGAUUGGCCUACAUACCCACAACUGUAUGCAGGGGCGGAGUUAAUAGGGGGAUUGGAUAUUGUUAAAGAAAUGGCUCAAGCUGGAGAACUGGCUGAAGCUCUCACUGAAGGGUCAGCAUAGAAAAUGCUUCAGACAGUGGUUCGGAAUCUUAUUAGAUCUAAAUACGUUCAUAUUGGUUUAUGGCUGUCUUAAAUAGGUCUAUGGCCUGAUGAAAAUGUUUUCAUGGCUUAGUUUGGGAACCACUGCUCUAAAACCCAUCUCGUACAAAAGUUCUAUUCUUUAUGUUAACAAUACUGUCACCAAACACACACAAGUUGUAUGUUUUUGUUUAUGUAUAAAAAAGUUCGUUAAUAUUCAUUCAUUCAAUACUGCUACAAAAGUUGGACGAAAGCAUAAAAAAAAACUUGAUAAUGAAAAAUCUACAAAAUUAACUGUGCAUGGUCACUUAUAUCAUAAGUAAGUUCUGAUAUAUUGUCGAAUGGUUCAACAUUAUCAGAUGUUGAUAAGAAGAAGUUAAGAGCUCCGUUUGGUGCUUUGGUCGCUUGAGUAGUUUGGUUGAUGUACUGCCAUCUUUGCUGUGAAAUAUAAGUUUGUUGCUAAUUAAAAGUUCUUCAUUCUA